UAUGCAUUUAACCUUGGUUUUAUUUUGGCUUAAAGGAGACGCAACAAAGUGGUAACGCGACAGGCUCGUGCAAAUAGUUAGGUUUACUAUAGCUUUAAGAAUGCAAAAAUAGUGUCUGGUUCUUUAAAAAUGUAUAUUGGUUUAUUAUUAUAGUAAGAAUUAAGAAAGUUUUUGAUUAAUGAUCAAUAAAUUAAUGUUUAUAAUUUGCGGACAAGGCCCGAAUUCUGUGAAUUAUGUCACAGUCGGAUUACGGCCUUUAGCUAGCAAUCCAAGCGUUUUGAUCGUUGUUAUAUCAAAUGUAAUCAUCCUUUCCCCUGUCAGUACAGUAUUAGAGAAAGUAAUAAAUACGGUACGGGACAAAAGGGUAGGAACCGGUAACACGCGGUGAUGGAGCCGCAAAUCACCGAUAACAAUAAAAGGGAAGUGACCGAGGAUGACAAGGCCACUAUACAAUCCCCGGCCUCGAGUGCAGCGGUCACCCCGCGCAGGACUUCGAGAGGCCGUGGAGUCGGCCGGAAGAAGGGGGUUUCUCCUUCGCCGUGUACGAAUGGAGCAACACCAGGCACUCCGAGUUCUGGACGAGUGUUACGGGACCGGUCUACACGAACAGUGCCAGCUUGGUUGCAGAGCGAGAAGAGUGACGAUGCAGAAGAAUCGAGCCCUGACAAAGCCGUAAACCGCCGGAGGAAGGCUGCUUGUCCACGACCCAGGAAAAAUGCCUCCUCCGCAGCUUCAACAGAGAGUACCGGAGAGGUCGGGAAUGACAGUAGUCAAGCUCAUGACUCAGGGGACCCAAAGAAACCCACUGAUGUUCAAACCCACCCUCACUCACAGCAUGCUCAGGCUCAGACGCGUGCCAAGGCCCCCUCUGCCCGGGGUGCCAGGGGUUCCGCCAAGCCUGUGUGCAAGACUGAGCCUGGCACCGACACCCCAACCGUGGAGGUGGAGGCAAAGUUAGUUGAAAAGAAGACAGUUGGGAUUGAGAAAAAAGAGGAGGAGAAUGAGGAAGAUGUUCUCUUGGGAGGAGAAGAUGAGCCUCCUUUCCAAGAUGACCCUAAAGACCUCAGCUUCCAGCCACAGUCACAGAGUGGGGAGGAGGUAAUCAGCAGUGAUGACGACAUUCCCUUCAGAGAUGACCUCAAUGACCAGAGCUACAACCCCAAGGCUGAGACUACUAGGGAUGCCCCCAAACCACGGCGCAAACCCCCUCCGAGACAGAAAGAGAAAAAAGAGAAAGUGCCAGAGAAAGAGAAGGAGCCAGGAAUCAAGAUCGAGGGCACAGACGUGAAGCUGGAGAACGAGUUCGGAGAGGGGGAUGUUCCCAGAAAGAGAGGCAGGCGAAGAAAAGAUGAUAAAAGUCCCCGGCUCCCGAAAAGAAGGAAGAAGCCCCCGGUGCAGUACGUGCGCUGCGAGAUGGAGGGGUGUGGCACAGUCCUGGCUCAUCCUCGCUACCUGCAGCACCAUAUUAAGUACCAGCACCUGUUGAAGAAAAAGUUUGUUUGUCCUCACCCAUCCUGCGGAAGACUCUUCAGGCUGCAGAAACAGCUACUUCGCCAUGCCAAGCACCACACAGACCAGAGGGACUACAUCUGCGAGUUCUGCGCCCGCGCCUUCAAGAGCUCCCACAACCUGGCCGUGCACCGCAUGAUCCACACCGGAGAGAAACCCCUGCAAUGUGAGAUCUGCGGCUUCACCUGCCGCCAGAAAGCCUCCCUCAACUGGCACAUGAAGAAGCACGAUGCUGAUGCCACCUACCAGUUCUCCUGCUCCAUCUGUGCCAAGAAGUUUGAGAAGAAAGACAGUGUGGUGGCCCACAAGGCCAAGAGCCACCCGGAGGUGCUCAUCGCCGAGGCCCUAGCGGCCAACGCAGGGGCCCUCAUCACUACCCCCACCACCCUGCUGGAGGCUCCGGGAGUGGGUUCUGUCGGGAACCAGGGGGAGCUGGUACGACUGGAUCCCGCCCAGCAGAUGACCCAAGUAGGGCAACAGGUGGCUCAGCUGGGGCAGGUGACCCAAGUGGGCGAACAUGUGACCCACAUGGGGCAACAGGUAGCUCAGGUGGGUCAGGUGAGCCACCAGGUGGUAGUAGUGAGUCAGGACCAGGGCCUCCAUGCCAUGCAGAUGCCCCUGACCAUCGCCCUGUCCCCCAUCAACCCCCCGUCGCCCUCCGACACCCAGCAGCAGACCCACCACACACUCCAGCUCCAGAUGCCCCUUCAUUUUGUUCAGCAGGUGGCGGCCGCUUCCCCGCAGCAGCAGUCGCAGCAGCAACAGGCCCAGAUCCAGCAACUGGCCCUUCAUUCUGGCUCGGUGGUGACCCAGCAGCAUCAGCCCCACCAGCUCCAGCAAAUGACCCUGCAGUCUUAUCAGCAGCAGCAGAAUCAGCAGCCGCAGAUUCUCCACAUGACCUUCCAGACCGUCGACGGGUCGCAGACCCAUCUCCAGGAGAUCCCCCUGUUAGCCACCCCCCAGCAACUCCAAACCCUCCAGAGUAGCUCCCAUAUUUCUACCACCAACCUCCCUCUCAUGGCCCAGGUCCAACCCCAACUUCAACCUCUGCCCCAAACUCAGGACAUUCAGCUUCAGGACCCAACCACUGUGGGUUGUAGCGAAAGCUACUCUCUGGACGAUUCCGUUCUCUCUGCCUCCUCUCCUUCCGCUAACACCCUUCAACAGUGUGAGACUGUAGGGGAGGGAGAGGUAGUUUGGGAAGGGGGCGGAGAGGGGGACGGAGUGGAAGAGGGGGAUGUCUUGACCGAUGCCACAGAAGUGCACAUGCAACAUGUACUUAUCUAGA
Coregonus clupeaformis (lake whitefish) is the source of this 2797-nucleotide messenger RNA. It is a transcript of the gene zfp91, whose product is annotated as ZFP91 zinc finger protein, atypical E3 ubiquitin ligase. Bases 388 to 2796 code for a protein of 802 amino acids. NCBI's taxonomy places the organism in Eukaryota, Metazoa, Chordata, Actinopteri, Salmoniformes, Salmonidae. Gene Ontology annotation, cellular component: nucleus. Gene Ontology annotation, biological process: regulation of transcription by RNA polymerase II. Gene Ontology annotation, molecular function: transcription coregulator activity. The record is from RefSeq and is a predicted model, not a curated record. The transcript is spliced from 12 exons.